Pristis pectinata (smalltooth sawfish) is the source of this 3569-nucleotide messenger RNA. Its product is annotated as activin receptor type-1-like. Gene Ontology annotation, biological process: heart development; BMP signaling pathway; dorsal/ventral pattern formation. The record is from RefSeq and is a predicted model, not a curated record. Gene Ontology annotation, molecular function: transforming growth factor beta receptor activity, type I; SMAD binding; ATP binding. NCBI's taxonomy places the organism in Eukaryota, Metazoa, Chordata, Chondrichthyes, Rhinopristiformes, Pristidae. Gene Ontology annotation, cellular component: plasma membrane; BMP receptor complex. The transcript has 11 exons. The coding region runs from base 289 to 1806 and encodes 505 amino acids.
UGCGUCGCGACGCGCCGUGCGCGCCCCCUGCGUCGCGACGCGCCGUGCGGGGCUAAAGUUUGGGCUGGAGCCGGGGAGAAAGGAUCGGUUGGCGGGUCCCGGACGCUGGGCCGCACCGCGCCGCCAGUUCCAAUAGAAAUCCAAUGUCACCAUCUCUGGAAUUGCACACUGCAGAAGGAGCCCGUUCGACCCAUCCUGCCUGGGCUGGCUCUUAGCAAGAGCUUUGCACUUAUUUCCUCUUCUUGUGCAUAGCUCUGGAAGUUCUUUCUUCUCAAUAACCUUUCCCUGAUGGCCCAAUGCAGCAUUCUCGUUCUGCUACUUCUGACCCCAAAGGUCUUUCGAUGUGGAGCUGAAGAUAAAGACAAUCCAAGUCAGUUUCAGUGUGUCUGUGAGGACAAUUCGUGUGGGAGGCCUGUAUGCUAUGGCCAAUCCUGUUUUGCUUCAGUGACACAAAAUGGAGAAGUUCCUGUGUACAGGAAAGGUUGCUUCAAUGAUGAUCAAAGUGGACUGAUGUGCAAGACCCCACCCUCUGAAACCCAAGUAGUGCAGUGCUGCAAUGGAAACCUGUGCAAUAGGAAUAUUACAGCAAUGCCACUUCUUUCUCAAGCACCAAAAGGAGAGCCAAUCGAGUACAGUGUGGAGACGCUAAUAAUUUUUGUUGUUAGUACAGUCAUAGUGCUGAUAGUUUUGUCCCUUGUUGCUGUCCUGAUUUGUCGCAAAAUUCACCAGAAUAGGAUGGAAAGGUUACAUGCUCGUGAUGCCGAGAAUGGAGCAAUUGAUGGCCUUAUAGCUUCCAAUGUGGGAGAUAGUACACUGGCGGAUUUGCUUGAUCAUUCUUGUACAUCAGGCAGUGGAUCAGGUUUGCCAUUUCUGGUACAACGCACAGUUGCCAGACAGAUUACCCUGGUGGAAUGUGUAGGAAAGGGGCGUUAUGGAGAAGUGUGGAGAGGCCAGUGGCAAGGUGAAAAUGUUGCUGUAAAAAUCUUCUCAUCGCGAGAUGAAAAAUCCUGGUUUCGAGAGACGGAAAUUUAUAAUACGGUUCUUCUUCGUCACGAGAAUAUAUUAGGUUUCAUUGCUUCAGAUAUGACUUCAAGGAACUCUAGCACUCAACUGUGGCUCAUCACUCAUUAUCAUGAAAAUGGUUCACUCUACGAUUAUUUACAGCGUAACACAGUGGAUACUGUGGUCUGUCUGAAUUUUGCCUUAUCUAUAGCCAAUGGUCUGGUACACCUCCACAAUGAAAUUUUUGGAACUGAGGGAAAACCUGCAAUUGCUCACAGAGAUUUGAAAAGCAAAAAUAUCUUAGUGAAAAAGAACCUGCAUUGUUGCAUUGCUGAUCUUGGGUUAGCAGUGAUGCAUUCACAGACUAAUAAUCAAUUAGAUGUUGGAAAUAAUCCUAAAGUGGGCACGAAACGUUACAUGGCACCAGAAGUACUUGAGGAAUCUAUUCAAGUUGAUUGUUUUGAUGCCUACAAGCGCGUGGACAUCUGGGCCUUUGGACUUGUAUUGUGGGAAGUAACUAGAAGAACGUUCAGUAACGGGAUUGCUGAAGAAUACAAACCUCCGUUCUAUGAUCUGGUGCCGAAUGACCCUAGCUUUGAAGAUAUGCGAAAAAUUGUAUGUGUGGAACAGCAAAGGCCAAAUAUUCCUAACAGAUGGUUCUCUGACCCUACCUUGUCUGCUCUUGCCAAGCUGAUGAAGGAGUGUUGGUACCAAAAUCCUUCUGCGCGACUCACUGCAUUACGUAUCAAAAAGACCUUAGGGAAAAUAAGCAACUCGUUAGAGAAAGUGAAAAUGGACUGCUGAUUGGAAAAUGAGUACCGAUAUUUAUCACUGUCAACAAAUAUAAUGAGAUCUACUGGAUGGGAUGAAAAGCAGAUCUCAAGCUGCCCAUUAUUCUGUUUUUACAGUUAAACAUAUGGCAGUAACAGAGUGUCAGCAAGGGCACCAUGGUUAUGUGGCAGAUGGAUCAUUGUCUUUAACCAGACCAAUCACUCAACCAUGGCUGUUCCUCUUGAUACAAAUAGUCAGGCAGUGGUUGGUUGCUUACUCACUGGCCGCGCUCUAAUUUGAGUUCUAUUUGGAAGAGGAAGUUUUGCACUAAAUAUUUUUUUUGCAUUGCUGUACAAUUAUCAAGUAGGCUGCAAUAGCCCUGACCUGUGUAUUUAUAUUCAGUCUGUAAAAUAGCAUGCAGGUUUUAAUUCUGAAUAGGCAAGACAUGAUGGCUUUGUUACAGGAGAUACUUGAACCAUCUAAUGGUCAUUGGACUAUAAUAUAAAGCUACAGUGGUCCUUAUGUUUUAAUGUGAAAGGGGGACAUAUUCACCAGCUAAUAGUGGUGGUGCCUUGACACUUAUGAUAGUUGUUUAAGGUUAAGUUACACAACUGAGCUAAGGAAUACUUUCCACAGUAGUAUGUGUAUCAUUUUAAAGCUAAUGUUCAUGCAGAUUGUGUUUGCCUUUGGUGCUGUAUCCAAGAUUUAAAAUUAUUUUUAUAUUUUCAUCAUAGGAAGUAACAUUUGUCUUUUGAGUUACAGGUUAGAAUUUGUUCUUUUGCCUUUUUUAUCUCAAAUCAUAGAGAGACUUGAUUGGCCUCUGAUUCUUCUCAUUGUUAACUAUAGUUAAGAAAAUUAUAGUUUGUCUUUACGUAAGUGCCCAAUUAUUUAACUUAAUCAUGGUCAAAACACUCCUGUAAUAAGUCUUCCUGAAAAUGACCAUGGAGAGUAAAGGAAAUUAUUAAUUUCCACCUUGUUCAAAGUGGCAAACACUAAUAAGGACAUUGUACAGGAAGGGACUAUAGCCUUCAAACAUUGCUUCCCUGUAUAGUCGUUGGAAGAUAAGGAAAUUAGUCACAGAUACUUAAAAGAAAAAAAUGAUCUCCAUUGAUGAGAAUUGUUUCCCUAAAAUACUGUAAUAGAACACUAAUAUGGUCUUUAAUGUAAAUGUAUGCAGCCUGCUGUGUUGCCUUUUGUUAUUGUGUGUUUUAAUUUGUGCAAUGGGUCUCACAGAGUACUCGACAUAUUAUGUAGUUUUAAACAAAAGGGCUUACUGGGUUAUUUUAUGUGAAAGUAUCUGCAUUAGUAAACAGGUUAAUUUCAUUUGGGACAUUUGAGGUGCUUUACCAUUUGGUGAAUUGUGCAACAAAUAUCAUUUUUGCACUGUAAUACUUAUCACUACUUAAGUAUAUUUGCUUUCAAAAAGCAAUAAUUGCAUUUUAAAACUUAAUAUUCCUGCAAUUUUGUGCACAGACGAAGCAUCAUGACAUAACUGCAGCCUAAAUUAAUGUCCCUCACUAUGCUUUGUAACCUGGUUGCUUACAGUAUCCAUUUACAAAUAACUUUUAAACAAAACAUUUAUGAGCAAUAUUAACUACUAUGUCACAUUUAUUUAGUGCUGCAUUAUAAGAUGCAACAACUAUGGUUCAAGUUUCAGUGUUCACACUUAGAAACAUUAUUUAAGCCUUAAUUCUUAGGACUGGUGCAAUUUUUUGCUAUUUUAAAAAUACACCAAUCUCCAAGUUUUUCAUUUAAUUCAGAAAACACUAAUAAAGGUAUGUCCUGUGUGUUAUUCA